GGAUCCGGAUCCGGAUCCGGCUCCACUCUUGCAAGUUUCAAGAACCUUAAACCCCUCAAAAGACCUUAUCAUCUUUCAUGGCAGUUAAGAGUGUUUGUGCACAAGCCAAGUUCCCAUGAUGGCUCUCAAAUUCAAUUCUCCAGCCCCCAAUGCUUUUCAGAUCUUACCAUCAUUGACUAAGUCUAGUAUGUGUAUUUUGAGCAUCAGACCAAAUGGGACAUGCCCAAUUGCAAGACGUAAAAUAAUCUGCAAUAUGAACAUAGCAGCAGCUGGACAAUCAGAUGAACCUCACAAAUUUAACUUGGUGAGCAUAAUAGACCGGGCAAGGAAAUUGUGGGACAGCACUCCUGAACCUGUCAAGAGUUUCCCUUGGAAUAGAGCGCUGGACAAUUUUGUUCAACUUAUUCUUGACAUUGUUUUGUCAGUUACCAAAUACUUAUAUGUACCAGUACUUGUAGUCACCUCAAUCAGUGAGUUGUCUUACUGUGCACAUGAAAGGAAGCUUUAUAUCACCCUGCUUCCUAUUCUAGUUGGUGUUACUAUUGCUGGCAUCUUAAAGUCAGCAGCUCUGGAGUCAUCUCCAUAUCUGAAGAAUGCAGAAGUUCCUUGGCAUUUGAUUGGCAUUGGCAUUUUCUUCACAUUGCUGAAGUUGCCCGGACCAUAUUAUCCAUAUUGGGGUCGAAUUUUUAUUCCACACAUCGCAAAUGGGGCACUGUUCAGAACUUUGUGGUUUGCUUUCCUCUGGUACAGAAGGCCCAGGAAGUCAGUAGAAACGACCCUGCCUGAUUCAGUAGUUGCUGAUCCUGAACAGAGGGGGCUAUAAAUUUUUGGCGACGAAGUAUAUGAACCGGGGCAAAUCACUACUUUUGGCAAAUUGUACCACAGCAAUCAAUUGUCUGGAUCUUGGAUCGACCAAGUUUGAAGAUAUUUGAUUUUCACUUUAAGAGGGGCUUUGAAUUUUAGUUCCAGUGAAGAAAGCCAAGGCUUCUUUGCAAUCAGACAAUAGGUAUAGCAUUAGUAGUUUCCAUUGUAAACAUUUUCAGAUUUAUCUUCAAUGUACUCAUCCUUUUGAAUAAGUGUCACUCUUCUGUAUUGCUUGUAUUUUGGUCUCACUAUAAUUGAAUCUCUAUGAGUUUUGUGGUUCUCCCCUUGGAAAAAAAGACCAUGCCUUGCUCUUGA
Lycium barbarum (goji berry) is the source of this 1179-nucleotide messenger RNA. RefSeq lists its product as uncharacterized. The transcript is spliced from 4 exons. Bases 116 to 823 code for a protein of 235 amino acids. Lineage: Eukaryota; Viridiplantae; Streptophyta; Magnoliopsida; Solanales; Solanaceae. The record is from RefSeq and is a predicted model, not a curated record.